Messenger RNA from Dipodomys spectabilis (banner-tailed kangaroo rat), 5513 nucleotides. It is a transcript of the gene Tubgcp6, whose product is annotated as tubulin gamma complex associated protein 6. Gene Ontology annotation, cellular component: spindle pole; centrosome; gamma-tubulin complex. Gene Ontology annotation, molecular function: gamma-tubulin binding; microtubule minus-end binding. The record is from RefSeq and is a predicted model, not a curated record. NCBI's taxonomy places the organism in Eukaryota, Metazoa, Chordata, Mammalia, Rodentia, Heteromyidae. Gene Ontology annotation, biological process: mitotic cell cycle; microtubule nucleation; spindle assembly. The coding region runs from base 50 to 5500 and encodes 1816 amino acids. The transcript has 25 exons.
UCCCCGGUGGACGUUGCCCGCUCCGGCGGCCCGGGCAGGGAAGGCGAGCAUGGCCGGCAUCACUCAACUCUUCGACGAUCUGUGCGAAGCCCUCUUGCCGGUCACCCGGGCCCGCCCCGGCCUGCGCAGCGUGGACCGGAAGAGGGCGAAGCAGACCCUCAAGAAGGUGGCCUACAAUGCCCUUUUCGCAGACCUCUUUCAAGAGGACACUCGUCAGCUGCGGCCCAACCUGCCGAAACUCCCAGUGAAAAACAAGGUCCUCAUGAUGUCCUUUGACUUGAGGGUGGGUGGCCUGGGCCCCGAGGCAGACCGCUUGGAGGAGCUCAUGGAGGAGCUGCAGGCAGCCCCUGGCUGUCCGUUUGUGGAGGUGGGGUCGGUGUUGGAACUCCUGGUUCAGCUGGCUGGCAGCGGCCCUCCUCAGAUACUGCGCAGGAAACGAGACUACUUCAAGAAGCAUGCAGGUAGAAACGUUCCCUACAGCGGCUAUGAUUGCUGUGACCUGAGUGUGCUUGAGAUGGAUGUUCGGUCUCUGAUCUCCAGAGAAGGGUAUUUGUGUCAGAACAUGAUCCAGGAAACACUUCAGAUGAUGGAGGCUGCUCCAGGAACCCAUCUGCCCACCAUGGGGCACUUCUCUUUUGGUGACCCUUGUGGUGACAAGUUUGAAAGAGACACUCGGGUCUCACUUUUUGGUGCCCUGGUUCACUGCCGAACUUACGACAUGGAUGUGAGACUAGACCUGCCCCCAGUGCCAGACAGCGCAGACCUCUCUGGACUGGCCAUUAAGGUCCCUCAGAGCAUGGAUCAGUGGGAAGAUGAAGGGUUCCAGUCAGCAUCCAAUUUGACUCCUGAUUCCCAGUCUGAACCAAGCAUGACCCCAGAUGUGGACCUAUGGGAAGUUGCCCUCACAUAUGAGGCCAGCAAGCGGAGGUGCUGGGAGAGAAUCGGAUGUCCUCCUGGCCACAGAGAAGAGCCCUACCUCACAGAGGCAGGCAGGGAAGCCUUCGACAGGCUCUGCAGACUCCGCCAAGGGGAGCUGCAGGUGCUCAGUGGGGGCCUUCUUCAGGCCCCAAGGCCUGUGCUAGUGAAGGAGAGCGAGCUGGUAAAGGAUUCACUGAACGUCCUUCUGGGAGUUGUUUCUGCCACAUUUUCCCUCUGCCAGCCAACUCAGGCCUUUGUGGUGGAGCAGGGUGUCCACGUGGCAGGCACCUCACCCGAGAGCAUCUGCAGCAUCCUGUCCCAGAUAGCCGAGUACGGGACCCACUACAUGCGCCUGAGCCACUUUUCUCUGCAGCCUGUCCAGGGCUCCAUGUGCAGCAGAGGCCUCGUGUUCCAGGCCUUCACCAGUGGCUUGAGACGGUACCUGCAGUAUUACCGGGCCUGUGUCCUCUCCACGCCACCUACCUUGAGCCUCCUCAGCAUCGGCUUUCUCUUCAAGAAACUAGGCAGGCAGCUCAGGUACCUAGCUGAGCUGUGUGGUGUUGGCACUGCCCUCCCGGGGACCACUGGAGGGGAGACCAGGGCUGCGUUCCCCACUGGAGUGAAGUUGCUGUCCUACCUCUACCAGGAAGCACUGGACAACUGCAGCAAUGAGCACUACCCUGUGCUGCUAGCCCUGCUGAAGACCAGCUGCGCCCCCUACACACAGUUCAUCCAUGACUGGGUGUACAGUGGGGUUUUCAGAGAUGUUUGUGGGGAGUUCAUGAUCCAGGUGAACCACGAGUACCUGGGCUGCAGAGACAAAUUCUACUGGACCCAUGGCUACGUGCUCAUUUCCAAAGAAGCAGAAGACUGUGUCCCCGUGUUUCUGAAGCACAUUGCUCACGACGUGUACAUCUGCGGGAAGACCAUCAACCUGCUGAAGCUCUGCUGUCCCCGGCACUACCUCUGUUGGUCUGAUGUCCCUGUACCUCGCAUCUCGGUGAUUUUCUCCCUCAAGGAAUUGAAGGAGAUUGAGAAGGACUGUGCUGUCUAUGUUGGGCGAAUGGAGAGGGUGGCCCGCUACAACUCUAUCAGCAAGGAGGAGAAGGAAUUACGUAUGGAAAUUGCCAAGCAAGAACUAAUUGUCCAUGCUCGGGAAGCCGCAUCCAGGGUGUUGAGAGACCUAAGUGACCGCCAGGUGUCUGAGCAGAUGGCCCUUGAUGCUCGGAAGCGGGAGCAGUUUCAGCGGCUGAAGGAACAGUUUGUGAAGUCCCAGGAGCGACUCCUGGCAGCCAGACAGGAGGAGAUGGAUGAUGACCUGAGCACUGCCCCGGAGCUCCGUGACCGUGAGAAGAGACUGAAGGCCCUGGAGGAGGAGCUAGAGAACAAGGCCAGGCAGGCGCUGGUUGACCAUUAUAGCAAGUUGUCUGCAGAGGCAGCUCAUCGGGAACAAAAGGCACUGUGGAGGAUCCAGAGGCACCGCCUGGAAAGUGCACGACUUCGUUUCCUCCUAGAAGAUCAGAAGCAAAUCCAGGGGAUGCUGAGAGACAGGUCGGAAGCUGGUCAGCCCCAGGAGACUCUGGGUAUUCUCCCCAUCUCACAUGACCAGGUCGCAUCUCUAGGAUCUGAGCUCCCAGAUGGAGGCUGUGGCCAUCAAUCAGUUCCCACAGAGCAGCGGGCCAAGCAGGAUUGCCUAAGCAGGCCAAGUGCACACACCCCACAGUCCCCUGAGUCUCAGGCAGUCGGGGAUGAGGGCUCCGGCUCUGAACCAUUUCCUGCUGUCCUCAACAUCGUGGAUUUCUUGCCUAUGGCAACGGGGUCUAAGCAGGCCAUGCCAGAUGCGGGAGCCCCCCUCCUGGAAGAGGCACUGCAGACCAUCUGUGCAGACCUCACCCCUGUUGCCCCUGGGCAGGCACCUGCAGCUACUGGCAAGCACACUACCCCAGUGGAGUAUGAUUUCAGUACUGUCCUGAGGCCAACUGUGGCCACUUUGCCUUCACCAAGGCUCUUUCAGACUAUCCAGGGUAGCUUGGGCAGUACAGAGCAUCCAUCAGGACACACACAACUGAAAUUGGAUGUCUGUGCCUAUAACACACAGAAGCCUCUACCUUACCUGCUCAGAUGUGUCAGUCCUGAGGCAGGUAGUCAGCCUAUACAGCAGCUCCUUGAGCAAAAGGCAGAGGCUGCUGCACCCACAGAGGACUGUGCUUCUGGAAUGGCUCUGUCCCGGCCACAGUGGAACAUCCACGGACAUGCAUCGGAUGCCAGCAUCAGGGUUGGGGAGAACGUGUCAGACGUGGCUCCUGCCCGGCCACGGUGGAGCGUCCACGGACAUGCAUCGGAUGCCAGCAUCAGGGUUGGGGAGAACGUGUCAGACGUGGCUCCUGCCCGGCCACGGUGGAGCGUCCACGGACAUGCAUCGGAUGCCAGCAUCAGGGUUGGGGAGAACGUGUCAGACGUGGCUCCUGCCCGGCCACGGUGGAGCGUCCACGGACAUGCAUCGGAUGCCAGCAUCAGGGUUGGGGAGAACGUGUCAGACGUGGCUCCUGCCCGGCCACGGUGGAGCGUCCACGGACAUGCAUCGGAUGCCAGCAUCAGGGUUGGGGAGAACGUGUCAGACGUGGCUCCUGCCCGGCCACGGUGGAGCGUCCACGGACAUGCAUCGGAUGCCAGCAUCAGGGUUGGGGAGAACGUGUCAGACGUGGCUCCUGCCCGGCCACGGUGGAGCGUCCAUGGACAUGCAUCGGAUGCCAGCAUCAGGGUUGGGGAGAACGUGUCAGACGUGGCUCCUGCCCGGCCACGGUGGAGCGUUCACGGACAUGCAUCGGAUGCCAGCAUCAGGGUUGGGGAGAACGUGUCAGACGUGGCUCCUGCCCGGCCACGGUGGAACGUCCACGGACAUGCAUCGGAUGCCAGCAUCAGGGUUGGGGAGAACGUGUCAGACAUGGCUCCUCAGUUACUGCAGGACACCCAUGGGUGCAACUCUCAGUGCCCCAUGAUUCCAGAAGCUGAGCCCAAACCUCCCAGGUCCCCCCAGAAUCCUGGCCUUACCCCGGAAACACACAGCUCUGCUCUGAACUGUGGGCCACAGCUGCCUGAAGACGUGGGGCCUGCCUUCUACCCCUCAAGCCCAAGUGGUGUGGAGGGCAGCUUGCAGACCAGGCCCCCUGCUGCAGCUGAGCCCCGGGUUCUGGGAGAUCACAUUCCUGAAAAGCCAGGCCCAGGGGAGAAUGGAGGCAAUGGAGGCAAUGCAGACCUCUCUCCAGACCUGCCCAAGAACUCAGAGGAAGAGACAGUGAGCCCAGGUUGCAGUGAGGAGGUGGUGGACACAGAUGUGGAGGCAGAGGCCAGGCGCCAGGAGGAGGAGCAGGCUUACCUGGCAGGGCUUGCCCGGCUGUAUCAUCUGGAGCAGUACCCAGACAACUACGAGUCUCUGUCAGAGCCGCCUCUCGCCCACCUGGUUCACCACGUGCUUCCCCAGGCCUUCGCCCUCCCUGUGGACCCCCAGAUCCAGUCAGCUGUGGACGAGACGGUGGUCCAGCUGAGUGAGCUGCUGACGCUGCCUGUGCUCAUGAAGCGCUCCCUCACGGCGCCGCUGGCCGCCCAUGUCUCCCUGGUGAACAAAGCUGCAGUGGACUACUUCUUUGUGGAGCUUCACCUGGAGGCGCACUUUGAGGCGCUACGGCACUUCCUGUUGAUGGAGGAUGGAGAGUUCGCUCAGUCCCUUAGUGACCUGCUCUUUGAGAAGCUCGGGGCCGGGCAGACCCCGGGGGAGAUCCUCAACCCGCUGGUCCUCAACUGCAUCCUGAGCAAGGCGCUGCAGUACAGCCUCCACGGGGACACCCCUCACGCGGCCAACCUGUCCUUUGCCCUCAAGUACCUGCCCGAGGUGUUUGCCCCCAAUGCCCCAGAUGUGCUGAGCUGCCUGGAGCUCAGGUACAAGGUUGAGUGGCCCCUCAACAUUGUCAUCACCGAGAGCUGCCUGAGCAAGUACAGUGGCAUCUUCUCCUUCCUGCUGCAGCUGAAGCUCAUGAUGUGGACGCUGAAGGACAUCUGCUUCCACCUCAAGCGCACAGCCUUGGUGAGCCAGGUGGCCAGAUCUGUGCAGUUCCGCCAGCUGCAGCUGUUCAAACACGAGAUGCAGCACUUUGUGAAGGUCAUCCAGGGCUACAUCGCCAACCAGAUCCUGCACGUCAGCUGGUGUGAGUUCAGAGCCCGACUGGCUGCAGUGGGCGACCUUGAAGAGAUCCAGCGUGCUCAUGCCGAGUAUCUACACAGAGCCGUCUUCAGGGGCCUGCUGACAGAGAAGGCCGCGCCGGUCAUGAACAUCAUUCACAGCAUCUUCAGCCUGGUGCUCAAGUUCCGGAGCCAGCUUAUCUCUCAGGCCUGGAGCCCAACCAGUGGACCCCGAGGCGCAGAACACCCCAACUUUGCCCUCAUGCAGCAGUCCUACAGUACCUUUAAGUACUAUUCCCAUUUUCUCUUCAAAGUGGUUACCAAGCUGGUAAACCGAGGCUACCAGCCCCACCUAGAAGACUUUCUGCUGCGGAUCAACUUCAACAACUACUACCAGGAUUCCUGAGGCCGAUCAGACU